GGUCCUUCCGACGGCCCCCGCGGCGAUUCCAUCACUCAGCUUCCUUCCCGGCCUGCCUCGCGCCGGGGCCGGGCUGGACCAGAGCAGCCCAAGAUGGCCGACUUCGAGGAUCGGGUGUCGGAUGAGGAGAAGGUACGCAUAGCUGCUAAAUUCAUCACCCAUGCACCCCCAGGGGAAUUUAAUGAAGUAUUCAACGAUGUCCGGCUGCUACUUAAUAAUGACAAUCUCCUCAGGGAAGGGGCAGCACAUGCAUUUGCCCAGUAUAACAUGGAUCAGUUCACACCAGUGAAGAUAGAAGGAUAUGAAGAACAGGUCUUAAUUACAGAACAUGGUGACCUGGGCAAUAGCAGAUUUUUAGAUCCAAAAAACAAAAUUUCCUUUAAAUUUGAUCAUUUACGGAAAGAAGCAAGUGACCCUCAUCCAGAAGAAGCAGAUGGAGGUCUGAAAUCUUGGAGAGAAUCCUGUGACAGUGCUUUAAGGGCCUAUGUGAAAGACCAUUAUUCCAAUGGCUUCUGUACUGUUUAUGCUAAAACUAUAGAUGGACAGCAGACCAUUAUUGCAUGUAUUGAAAGUCACCAGUUUCAGCCUAAAAACUUCUGGAAUGGUCGUUGGAGAUCAGAGUGGAAGUUCACCAUCACACCACCUACAGCUCAAGUGGUUGGAGUACUUAAGAUUCAGGUUCACUAUUAUGAAGACGGCAAUGUUCAGUUGGUUAGUCAUAAAGAUGUACAGGAUUCAGUAACUGUUUCGAAUGAAGUCCAAACUGCCAAGGAGUUUAUUAAAAUCAUAGAGCAUGCAGAAAAUGAGUAUCAGACAGCAAUUAGUGAAAACUAUCAAACAAUGUCAGACACCACAUUCAAGGCCUUGCGCCGGCAGCUUCCAGUUACCCGCACCAAAAUCGACUGGAACAAGAUACUCAGCUACAAGAUUGGCAAAGAAAUGCAGAAUGCUUAAAGGCUGAAUAUAGGAUUCUUCAGUACUUGGAAAGAAAGGAUUUAACAUGUGGUCAUAUGAUAUAUAAGUGAUUUAUAAACAAGAGCGAUAUUUUGCUAGGGCUUUCAAAAGUUAACAAAUUUUUUUAGCCUCAUGAAAUACUGUUGAACCUAUAGCAUUGUCUUGGUUCUUUUGUGUUCUCUGCCUUGUGAUUUUCUGUUUUCACUCUAUUUGGUUUUUUUUUGUUUUUUUUUUUUAAAUUCUGCCACAUUUAAUGAUGGAGUAAGCAAUCUAUCCAGGAGCAAUUUUCCUGUUUAGAAAAAUUUCCUAACCAUGAAAUCCUGUUACUGAUACAGACAGGUAAUGUGUUCAGUACUUUUCUACCUGUACCCUUCAGAGCACUUCUGGUACUUGAAUGGUUUUUACUGAUUCACCACCUAAUGAGGUUAUGCUAUAAACUAUAGCUGAAUGGAAGACACAUUCAUUCUUUUCCCUCCAACUGUACUUUGGUCAUUUAUAGCAUCUCAUAACUAUCAUUUCCAGAAAAUUGGAGUAGGGCUUUUCAGGUCAUUGAGGGGGAAGAGGGUGGCAAAAGAAGUUUUCUGAAAAUUCCAUUGUAGCCAACUUCUAUGAGGAAGUUGUUUUUAAAUCCAAAGACUUGAACCACAUUCCCUGCACAUGAAUAUGUUCUUUUUUUUCCUUUUUCUCAGUAUUUCCUUCCCAUCUUGUACCGUUAUAGUUAUAGACAUCUACAUUUUUAGAAGAGUUUUUGCCCAUUUAUUAUUAUUUUCUUAAUAUUCGAGAACUGCUGACAUACUAGGGAUGUGGAUUAUAAAACUUGGAAAAUGCAAAUGUUAAAGGAGUGAUAAGUAUCUUAUGCUUUAAUACUUUGUGGCAGGAUUAUAUAAAGCGAAACAAAUAACUAUGUAAAUCAUAAAAACUGAAAAUGAACCAAAGUGAAAAGGAUAACUUCCAGGCAGUAUCUUUCUAUUGUAACCUGUUAUUUAAUGGAAUAUUAGAGAUAUGUUCUAAAUAGUAUGUAAAACUUACUCCAUAUUUCUCUUCAUGCCUGCCAAGAACUCAGAUGUAACUGUGAUAUAGCAACCCUUCCCAGGUAUACUGGCAGGAGUUUGUAUGAUCUCAGAAUACACAGGUGACAUAGAUAUGAUAAUGACAACUGGUAAUGGUGGAUUUAUUUACAUUGUUUACACUUAAUAUGACCAGGCCUUAAGGAAGGUUAGUUUUUUAAAAACCAAGUAGUGUCUUCCUACCUAUCUCCAAAUACAUGUCAAAAAGGUGUUUGUGCUUCAGCUUUGUUUUUAUUCAGUAAUACAGUCAAGCAAGAGUUUGUUUCUGAGUGACCUGUUGAGCUGUGUAAGCAUUUUGUUUAUUUCAAAUAAAAUAUAUUUGUAUUAUU
This is a messenger RNA of Erinaceus europaeus (western European hedgehog), 2350 nucleotides long. It is a transcript of the gene CAPZA1, whose product is annotated as capping actin protein of muscle Z-line subunit alpha 1. Gene Ontology annotation, molecular function: actin filament binding. Gene Ontology annotation, cellular component: actin cortical patch; F-actin capping protein complex. The transcript is spliced from 10 exons. Gene Ontology annotation, biological process: barbed-end actin filament capping; actin cytoskeleton organization. The record is from RefSeq and is a predicted model, not a curated record. Lineage: Eukaryota; Metazoa; Chordata; Mammalia; Eulipotyphla; Erinaceidae. The coding region runs from base 94 to 954 and encodes 286 amino acids.